AUGGUUGUUCUUCGGAGGAGUCCACGUCUUCCUCACGGUGGUGUCGGUCCCAUGCAACGCCAAGCAAGCCAUUUCAGCUUCAUCCCAGAGAAGUUUCCAUAUAUCAUCAACCGAUACCAAAACGAGACAAAACGUCUCUACAGCGUUCUCGAAUCCCCCUUCGGCUGGGCGCGCGCAUUCGAACGUGUCGGACUUUCGUUCUCUAAGUUCCCGAAGGUUAAGGCGUGGGUUGACCGUAUUAAAGCGAGGCCUGCUGUUAAGGCUGGGUUGGCUGCGAUUUCGAACUGA
Fomitiporia mediterranea MF3/22 is the source of this 288-nucleotide messenger RNA. RefSeq lists its product as uncharacterized. NCBI's taxonomy places the organism in Eukaryota, Fungi, Basidiomycota, Agaricomycetes, Hymenochaetales, Hymenochaetaceae. Bases 1 to 288 code for a protein of 95 amino acids. The transcript has 4 exons. The record is from RefSeq and is a predicted model, not a curated record.